AUGCCGCUCACAGCUGAUGUGGCUGCCCAACAAGUGCAAGAGCGAUUACGAGCUCUCCAUAGGUUAAUAUAUGACAUAGAAGCAGAGAGAGGGCGAAAUGAGCAAUGUAUUGAACAAAUAUUGAGAGGUGAAAAGGCUGCAGAUUGUUCACCAUUGAAUGAAGACUCUUCUAGUUCCUCACAACAGCAAAUGCAAUUAAAAAGCUUAUACAAGGCUGGUCUAACGGCAGCUGAACAAGAAGAAAAGGUGCUUCGGUCGGCUCUGUCCCGAAUUUAUGAAAUAAGAGCAAUUAAAAAUGAAAGAAGGAUUCAGGCACGGCACGCUGGGAACAAGGAGACGAUCGGGUGCGGGGCGCUGAUGAAGAUGCUGCUGAGCGCGGCGCAGACGCUGCCGCUGCACGUGGGGCGCGUGGGCGAGCGCGCGCCGCCGCUGUGCGGCGCCGUGCCGGCCGACGCGGGCCACGUCGCGCGCCCCGGGGACGCCGUCGCCGCGCUCGUGCGCGUCUCCGACAAGGAGGAGAACUGGAUCCUGGCAGAGGUGGUAAGUUGGUUGCCCGCACAAGGCAAAUACGAAGUGGAUGAUAUAGACGAAGAACAGAAAAACCGGCACGUUCUAAGCAAACGACGAGUAGUGCCCCUGCCGUUAAUGAGAGCGGAUCCCCGCACUGAUGAACAAGCUCUGUUUCCCAAAGGCGCCGUCGUAAUGGCGCUAUAUCCACAGACGACGUGUUUCUAUAGAGCAGUGGUGAAUAGACUGCCAAGCUCCGCAGCCGAUCCGUAUGAAGUAUUAUUCGAGGACUCGUCGUACGCAGACGGGUACUCGCCGCCGGAGCGCGUGGCGCAGCGCUACGUGAUCGCGAUCAAGGAGGGCAAGGGGCGCGCCACCUGA
This is a messenger RNA of Parnassius mnemosyne (clouded apollo), 888 nucleotides long. NCBI's taxonomy places the organism in Eukaryota, Metazoa, Arthropoda, Insecta, Lepidoptera, Papilionidae. The record is from the annotation of a GenBank genome assembly.